Messenger RNA from Nyctereutes procyonoides (raccoon dog), 427 nucleotides. Its product is annotated as membrane-associated progesterone receptor component 1-like. Gene Ontology annotation, cellular component: endomembrane system; membrane. The record is from RefSeq and is a predicted model, not a curated record. The coding region runs from base 1 to 408 and encodes 135 amino acids. The transcript has 2 exons. NCBI's taxonomy places the organism in Eukaryota, Metazoa, Chordata, Mammalia, Carnivora, Canidae.
AUGUCACCGGAACUGACCUUCGACAUUUUUAGGCUACCUACAGUAUCAGAGCUGCGGUGCUUCGACGGCGUCCAGGACCCGCGCAUACUCAUGGCCAUCAACGGCAAGGUGUUCGAUGUGACCAAAGGCCGCAAGUUCUACGGGCCCGAGGGGCCAUACGGGGUCUUUGCUGGAAGAGAUGCAUCCCGGGGCCUUGCCACAUUUUGCCUGGAUAAGGAAGCACUGAAGGACGAGUACGAUGACCUUUCUGACCUCACUCCUGCCCAGCAGGAGACCCUGAGUGACUGGGACUCUCAGUUCACUUUCAAGUAUCAUCCUGUGGGCAAACUACUGAAGGAGGGGGAGGAGCCCACUGUGUACUCUGAUGAGGAAGAAGCAAAAGAUGAGAAUGCUCGGAAAAAUGAUUAAAGCACCCAGUGGAAGCAUA